This is a messenger RNA of Stylonychia lemnae, 1086 nucleotides long. NCBI's taxonomy places the organism in Eukaryota, Ciliophora, Spirotrichea, Sporadotrichida, Oxytrichidae. The record is from the annotation of a GenBank genome assembly.
AUGGUGUCUGUUAGAAAUAAGGAGGACUCAUUUUCUAUUUAGCCGACUUAAAGACAGACUCCAAAGGCGAAAAAAAGAUUGAUGAAAACGAAUAAGUUUUAUUUAGACUACAAAGAUCUUAAAAAUAAUGGUUUGAUAGAGGAUACGACUCUGCCUAGUAUGGUCUUAGAGAGAAAAGACAGUCCCAGGCUUAAGAAGCAUUAGACUAUGAGCAUGAAAAACAGUAAACCUAGAGCAAAGGAUGUGUUGCCUGAAAUAAAGUUGGGCAUUUAAAAAAACUAGGAUAUUGAGUACCUAUAGGUUUCCCCUGUUAGAAUCCAAGAAAAAAUGGAGUAUUAUAGCUAGCUCAUGAAUAAAACCUUGCUCUAAGUGGAUUUCAAAAAGCUUGAAAACUCAACUUCAACAAAUCCGUUUGAAAAUAAAAAGAAAUCGAUUGCCAUUGAAGAUCAAAAUAAUUCUGGAUUAGACUACCAAAUCCAAAAUAAUUCAAUUCUUUAGAGCUACGAUAUAAGAAGAUAUGAUCAUACAACACUUAAAUCUCCUGAAUAAGAGCCGGCAUAGAAAGUAAUUAGUUAACAGAGUUAAUUUGUUUAAGCAAGAGAUCAAUCAUUGGAAUCCUUCAGGAGUAUUAAUAGCAAAAAUAAUGAUAAUGAUCGAACUUAGGAUUAGACUUUAAACACCUCUGAGGAAAAUGAAUCCAAAAUCAAAAUUCGGUAUAAAACUAAGUCAUAUGCUGGAACGAGAAGGACUAUGCCAAAACUUAGUAAGAAGGACGAGGAAGAACGAAAAAGGAUCCAAAGCUUGCUUAGAAAUAACUACUAUGGAAAUAACUUUGCUGUGUUGUAAGGAGGGCAAGUUUAAAAACAUAAUUUAAAAACUAGAUUUCCACUGCAUGAUAUGGUUAUUGAUGAUGAAGACUUUAUAGCUAGAAUGGUGAUGCGAAAAGAAGACAUAAGAGGAUUGCAAACGCAGUUAAAAUAAAGUAUGUAUCAAGAUAAGGCUAAGCCAUUCUUUAGUCCUAACCCCAUGCAAACUAACAGGAAAUUUAAUUAUAAAUAGAAUGAACUUAUGUAAGCUAAUUACUGA